AUGCGGGAAUAUAAGAUUGUCGUGCUGGGGAGCGGUGGUGUGGGCAAAUCCGCUCUGACAGUCCAAUUCGUUCAAGGGAUUUUUGUGGAGAAAUACGAUCCCACGAUUGAGGACAGCUAUAGGAAGGUUAGUUGUUUGUUUACCGACAUUGCGAAGAGAAACCAAGUCCAGCAAUUUCAGCAAGUGGAAGUAGACGGUCAGCAGUGUAUGCUGGAAAUCCUCGACACAGCCGGCACGGAACAAUUCACGGCAAUGCGCGAUCUCUACAUGAAAAAUGGCCAGGGUUUUGUCUUGGUCUACUCGAUCACCGCUCAGUCCACUUUCAAUGAUCUCAUCGACCUUCGCGAUCAGAUCCUUCGAGUGAAGGACAGUGAAGAGGUGCCAAUGAUUCUGGUCGGAAACAAGUGCGACCUCGAAGAUGAGCGUGUGGUCGGCAAGGAUCAGGGACAAAACCUCGCCCGACAGUUCGGUUCAGCCUAUCUUGAAACCUCUGCUAAAGCGAAGAUCAAUGUGAACGAGGUGUUCUACGACCUGAUUCGGCAGAUUAAUCGUCGCUAUCCUGACAACGGAAAACGCCAAGGAGAAACGUCCAAACAGUGCUGCACAUGUGCGAUAUUAUAA
Ostertagia ostertagi is the source of this 621-nucleotide messenger RNA. NCBI's taxonomy places the organism in Eukaryota, Metazoa, Nematoda, Chromadorea, Rhabditida, Trichostrongylidae. The record is from the annotation of a GenBank genome assembly.